ACGAGGGCAAUUAUGUAAAUCUAUCUGCACAACCAUACGAACCCUAGGGUGCGCUUCCUACAUGAGUCCUCUAUAAAUUCGCAAAAACCCUAGUGCGUUCUCUGUGUUUUGCCUGCAGGCCACAAUGUCGAAGCGAGGUCGUGGAGGGUCGGCUGGAAACAAGUUCAGAAUGUCGCUGGGUCUGCCAGUCGCAGCAACUGUGAACUGUGCGGACAACACUGGCGCUAAGAAUCUCUACAUUAUUUCAGUGAAGGGGAUCAAGGGCCGGUUGAAUCGGUUGCCUUCGGCGUGUGUUGGGGACAUGGUGAUGGCUACUGUGAAGAAAGGGAAGCCUGAUCUCCGUAAGAAGGUCAUGCCCGCAGUCAUUGUUCGCCAGCGCAAGCCAUGGCGCCGAAAGGAUGGCGUCUACAUGUACUUUGAAGGUCCUUAUCAUAACUUUCUUCCCUUUCUUCGUACUUACGAAUAUUUUUUUCAUAUUUGCUGUUGUUAUCGCUGUGAAGUUCUUAUUUUUUGUUGGAUUACAUGCUAUGCGAAUUUAGUGCGAUUAUUAGCUCUAUUCUGCUGCUAAAAUUGGGUUAUGCUAUUUAUUGUUAUGGAUUUGAUGUGAGAAAUGGAUCUGCGGAAUGACAAAUGGUAUACAGGGACUUGCUGGUUAAUAUUUCAACCCCUCAAAUCUUUAAGCCCAAUUACAAGCUACGGAAACCAAGCAAAUGAUUUAAACAUGCUGGUUAAGUGCAUCUUGAUAUAUGCACUUCUCAAUAAUUAAUGGGAUGUGCUUGUAUAAUGUUCCGAUGCUAUCUAAAACCAGAUACAUUGAACUAUAUAAGUGAGAUCAUGCCUAGCGGGCUAGCUCCAAUUCAUCUGGAAUCUCGCUUUUUGCGGUUUGAUGCAUCUGUUAGUUGAAUGUAUGUGUUCUCUUUAAGAAUUGAAAUAGAGUUCAUACACUACUUAAGCAAGAAGACACAGGUCCUGAUGUUGUAAGACAUCAAAAUCAAGCAUGUAGAAAUUAAAAUUGUCAAUAUUGCAAUUUUUAAAUAAAUUCUUUGAAUGAAAUAAAGUUGAUGUGGAGAAAUCAAAUGGCUACCUUGAUGCUGUUUUCCUCUUUGCUCUUUUUUGCAGAACAAUUAUAGUUUUGGAUUUAACUGGCAAUUCAUAUCUUAUAUAUUGCUCCCAGUUUUUUACCAUGAGUGCAUGGUGUUAGUUGUGAGUUUUUGAUGGUAGGCUUAAAAUAUCUAAUUCACCAGACAUAAGUCAGGUAUCUACCUUCUUAUUCAGUGGUUGAUACAGUUACGAGUCUGGAAAAUCAAUGAUGUCCAUCGUUACAGAUGUGUUGCUGCAUUCGUUGCCCACAUCUGCUCCAUUUGGGCUCUACAUACGCCUGUCCAAACUGAAAAUUUUCUUCCUUGAAAAGACCUGUUCACCUUUGAUGGUACUUUAGCUCUCUGUAAUCUAUUUGCAAGAGGAAAAGAAUGAAAAGACCUGUUUGGAUGAGCAUACCAUGAUUUACAUGAGAAAGCACCUGAAUUUUUAUCCAAGCGCCAGAUCCUAACAUUUCCAUGAUGUAAGUGAUUAAAAGAAAGAAACUAUGUGUUUCCUACCAUGCGUUACAUGAGAAAACACUGUAUUUUUAUCCAAGCACCAGAUCCUAACAUCUCCAUGAUGUAAAUGAUUAAAAGAAACAAACUAUGUGUAUACAUGACUUAUUACUUUGGUUAAUGAAAAAGUUCAAUUCUUCUACUUGUAAAGGUUUAUUUGGCUGCUAUUUGAAUCCAGUAUUGUCUGUCAAUCUUUUACUUUUUGUGAUGCUAAUGUUUUAUAGUGAUCUUCAUAUGUUCAAUAUUCUUUUUUUUUUUGGCAUUAACCUGCAAAAUGGAGUUGUAAAUCUGUGAUUUCACAUUGAUCUUACUUCCUGUUUUGUCCGCAAAUUUCUUAAGGUUGUUUAGUUUCUGUAACUAAGGGUGCAUCUUCUGGUUUGUUCUUGUGUGAGUUUUUGGAAAAAUUCCUGGGUCAUAUUGAUUCCUAUAUUUUUUUUAAUUGUUGAGGAAUUUUUGAAUUGUUAGUUUCCAUCAUGGUCCGAUCCAUUUUGUUGGCAUAGAUUUCAUGUUUUUAUCUGCUCCAUGUAUCCAUGAAAUUCUCAUGUUCUUGAUGCAAUGCAUCAGUAUCUUCUGCUGCUUAAAAAAUUUCUAUUCACAACUGGAAAAAAGCAUUGCAUUGAUUUCUUGUUCUUAUCUGCUCCAUGUAUCCAUGAAAAGGCAUCCUUCUAAUUGUUUUGAACACACUUUAUUUUGCAUUCUCAUUGGAAACCUCCACUAAAAUGACAUUCUAUUUAAAUAUUUGUGUGGGAUAGAAAUAGUUGUAUGUGCUGGUAAAGCGGCGUCUUGAUGUGUGCAUUUCUCAUUCAUAUUGAGUUUGUACACAUAAUGAUGUGAUGCUUUCUGAAACCAGCAAUAUUAAGGUAUACAAUCGAUCAUCUGACCAAGUGGGGUUUUCCUGUUAUCCAAUCUCACUUUUGUCUAGAUCUGAUACAUUUUUUCCUAAUGUUUUUUUUUACCUCAUUCCCUUUUCCCCCUUUUUGCUUUUUUUUUUUGGGGGGGGGGGGGGGUGCAUUUAAUGUUUUGAAUUUUAAAAAUUUCGACACUGGUUCUCCAUUUUAUUUUUACUGUUGCUGGUGAUGUGGUGAGGAAGAUUAUCUUUGGGUUCCUCUUCACCUCCCAUAACCAGCUAAAUUGAAAUUCCCAACCUUACCCCUAACCGGGUGUUAACUAUAUUCAAGUAAUCAUCCCUGUCAAGUUUGGGAUAUUUCUAUUUUUGAAGUUUAGGUGUGUUGUUGCAUUGUCACAUGGAUAUAUUUUGUGUUUGUUCUAUCUAAUAUUAAACAGCCAAAUUGAUGCCAUUAUAUUGUAAAGCAUGGAUUUUGGUGGAGUGCCCUAUCUUCUAAUGAUGCUUUGCAUUUUGGAUUUUCAUGGACUUAAUAGUUGGUCGCACUUGAUAUGCUUUAUUGCAUGAAUUGUGACUGGAAAUUUUGCUGUUCUUAUUGGUUCAGAGUUUCAUAUUUAAAAUUUCUUCGUUGCAUUUGGUUAUGUAAAUAAAUUUCAUUGUUAAAUUUCUGAACCUGUCAAUUAUUGGAAUUUGCAGAUAAUGCGGGUGUUAUCGUGAAUCCUAAAGGUGAAAUGAAGGGUAUGUAAUACAUUAUAUGAUGCUUAAGUUCAUACGUUUUUCUGAAUUAACUAAAUAUAUGUCCUCCGUUUACCUGGACAUAGUUGAUAUUUCUCACUAUUUUCUGCUGUUGGUGCUUGUGGUGGUUGUAGGUUCUGCCAUAACUGGUCCAAUUGGUAAGGAGUGUGCUGAUUUAUGGCCAAGGAUUGCUAGUGCCGCUAAUGCAAUUGUCUAAGUGUAGUAGGUACGGUAUGCACAUAUAAAUUAUAGAUCACCAUUGAUGAGAAUUUCAAGGUAACUUGUUCAGACAUUUGGAUAUGGCAGGCUUCAGCUUCUGUCUGCUUGUGUUGGUCUUGAUUUUAUUUUCUUUGAUCAUGGUUGCGAUUAGAUUUUUGGAACCAUUUGAAAUAUUUAAAAAUUGUUGUACCUCUUUGUAUGGCUUUUCUUUUUCUCUAAGGGUGUUUUUUUGAGUCUGCAAA
Malania oleifera is the source of this 3635-nucleotide messenger RNA. Its product is annotated as large ribosomal subunit protein uL14. NCBI's taxonomy places the organism in Eukaryota, Viridiplantae, Streptophyta, Magnoliopsida, Santalales, Ximeniaceae. Bases 125 to 568 code for a protein of 147 amino acids. Gene Ontology annotation, biological process: translation. The record is from RefSeq and is a predicted model, not a curated record. Gene Ontology annotation, cellular component: ribosome; cytosolic large ribosomal subunit. The transcript has 2 exons. Gene Ontology annotation, molecular function: large ribosomal subunit rRNA binding; structural constituent of ribosome.